This is a messenger RNA of Macroventuria anomochaeta, 2738 nucleotides long. RefSeq names its product GAL4-like transcription factor-like protein. The record is from RefSeq and is a predicted model, not a curated record. Gene Ontology annotation, biological process: DNA-templated transcription; positive regulation of transcription by RNA polymerase II. The transcript has 2 exons. Bases 278 to 2299 code for a protein of 673 amino acids. NCBI's taxonomy places the organism in Eukaryota, Fungi, Ascomycota, Dothideomycetes, Pleosporales, Didymellaceae. Gene Ontology annotation, molecular function: zinc ion binding; sequence-specific DNA binding; DNA-binding transcription factor activity, RNA polymerase II-specific.
UCUUCAAAUGCAAGGACAGACAGCUUCACUGGAAUAUCAAGUAGAGACGUGGAAAUACGUUGACGAAUACAUACAAACGUGGUCGUUGUAUGAGCGCGCUAACCCAAGCUAAGCCCGAGGGUGCCAAAUAACGACUCGGCUGACCACCGCGCGAAUCGCCCCAAUUCUUGAGCCUUGACCUUGAGUUCCCAGCAUCAUCACAACCAUCACGACGGGCUCCAUACCGCCAUGAGCCUUGCGAAAUCUCCUUGUAGAUGCGUAGCGCCCACGUUGCACGAUGCAGAAAAAUAAAGUGCGCCGUCGUGUUCUCGCUUGCGCCAGGUGCAGGAAGAGAAAGCUUGCGUGCGACUUCAAAGUGCCAGACUGCACUCGAUGCGUGGAUGCCGGUGCAAGAUGCGUUGGCUUUGACUCCUCGACAGCUUCGACUCUGCCAUACCGGAGCAUAGCUGAUCAUUUGGAAGCUCACAUUGCCCGGCUGGAGGGAGCUCAGAGCCCAUCUUCAUCGAGACGCUUUGGUCAACUGUCACCAGCUACCUCAUAUGCUUCCGAAGCGCACCCAAGCUACUAUGGUGCGGAGAAAUGCGCUUUUGCCGACAGUCUUGUCAAUCAAGCCAUGGAAGACAUCACUCCCCCGUUUCUCGGUGUCUCCAAAGCGAGGCCCAUUUUACAGUGCGUUGUUAAGGGGACACAGCUGCCAUCCAGGAAAGGACCUGUGGGAUCCACUGAUCUCGACGAAAACCACCCGAGGUCAAUCAUCAACCCGCCGACUAUAAGUUUGUUUCGCGAUUUGAUUGCCGAUGAAAAUGGCGCGAAAAUUCUUUUCGAGAACUAUCUUGAACGAGUAAUCACGCAGUAUCCCAUAUACCAUCGGACUGAUGUAACGACAGCCUUCAACUCCAUCUACCCACAAAAGACAUCAAAGUCAUGCGAUGAUUCUAUUCGUAAUCAGUACAUCGUAUGCAUGAUCAUGGCCAUCUCCUUGAGUACGCACGCCCGGAAGAACGUGGUGAAGGCCAACCAGCAAGCGUACCAACUCGUUAGAUGCGCCAUGCAAUGGAUUCCCAAAGUUGCAACGAACGACAUUGCCGGCCUGCAGGCGAUCCUCCUCCUGACGCAGUACAUCUUCCUGAACCCUAGUAUGGCAGAUCUUUGGCUCUUGACGGGUCUAAUAAGCCAAUCGGUGAUAGAUCUGGGUCUUCAUCAAGAACUGCCCAACGACGCCCAAAUUUCUGACUACCAACGCGAUAUGCGCCGGCGCUUGUUUUGGUGCGCAUGGGAGAUGGAGGUCGGGGUAUGCUCCAUCUUUCUGUUUCCUACCAGCCUACCCAUCAAGGGUAUCCAAGUCAAAUUCCCUCUGGAGAUCGACGACACGGCUAUCACUCAGCACGGGACCGUCCCCGAAGGGCGAGUGUCGAAGUUCACCCAGCGAAUCAUAUGCAGCUUUCGACUCAUCGAAGCAGAGUCCGUCUCGGUCAUGUGGCACGAUGAGCCCAUUCCGAAGCGGUUUCAUUCUAUCGAGGCCUGGGGACAAAGCUGCAUUGACCGCAUUCACCAAUGGCAAAGAGAGAUUUACGCUGCAGCACGCGCAAACCAGGACCCAGGACUAUUGGCAAGAUGGGAAGAGAUGAUGCUGUACUCUGAUAUCGCUGUGCCAUACGUCUACUUCAUGCUCAACCGGCCCUCGAAACGCCUCCCGAUUCCCACUACAGAUCAGAGAAUGAUUGCAUUGGCAAAUGCUGUGAAGAUAGCUGCAGGCUACUUUAAACAGUCAGAGGCCGCUUCUGGGAGGAUCAAAUAUGUGUUCCACCCAUGUCAUCACGUCUUCCAUUGCGCCAUUGUCUUCCUGGAGGGCCUGCAAUAUUGCAAACAAGAGGUCCUUACCACGUUCCGCUGGGAACAAGUGGAGGAGUCGAUGAAUGUCUUCGCCGAGUGUUUUCGUUCGAUUCGCGAGCGUUGGACGGCUGCCACCCGCUGUCUCGAAGAGUAUGAGAGAUCCCUGGCCCCUGUCAAGAAGGAGUACAUGGACCUGUACGCUUCCAAGGCAAGCAUUAGCACGCUUGUAGUGCCUCAAUCUGCUACGCCAACGACAUGUGAUCAAACUAUGCACGAGAACCUGGGCCUCGCAACAACCGAGCCUGGAGGGGGUCUCUCCCACUGGAAUCUCUUCAACCCUACUGCAACAUCAGAGCCAAUCGAGCCGCUGAAUGCAUACGCACACACCACUACGCCUCGAGAUUGGAACGCUGAGUUCCACUUAUAUCCAAGUAUUGAGCACAUGCAUGGGAUGGAAGCACAAUGAGCUGCACGUCUCGAUCGUCACCAAAGUUGCGGUUGACUGAAGGACAGUCAACACCGUCACAACUUCUGAAACCUCGGAAUCGCGCUCCUUAUCACCGGCUUUCGUACAAGCCCAUGCAGAGGUGGAGUAGCAGAGUCAACUGGACAAGACGUGUGCAGGGAGGGAUAAUCACACCGGCACGAUUCAGGGUCAGGUAUGUCUAUUGCAGUUGCCGUGCCUGGCUACCUUCUCUCCUUCUGCACGCACCGUCACCGGUCUUCUGCGAGAUCUGGAUCAGCCUAUACAGGUCAACGACCCGUUGUUCAAACCUGUACAUUCAUUGCGACCAAAAGCACCUUCUACGAAGUGUAACGAAGGCUGAGGUCAAGCCAUAUGCCGGCAUUCCUAGUCACGAGUCGUCAUCCUGUGGCACAGUCGUUGGUUUCGGCAUACGAACAGA